AUGUCAUCACAAGUUUAUAGAUCUACUCGUUCAAGUCAAGAACAAGCAUUAUCUUUUGAAGAUGUUGUUAUGACUGGUUUAGCACCAGAUGGUGGAUUAUUCUUACCAAGUUCAAUUCCAAAAUUACCAACCAAUUUCUUAGAAGAUUGGAAAGAUUUAACAUUUAAUGAAUUAGCAUUUGAAAUUUUAAGAUUAUAUAUUAAUCCAAAAGAAAUUCCUGAUUUUCAUUUAAUUGAAUUAAUUACAAAAUCUUAUUCAACUUUUAGAUCAAAUCAAAUUACUCCAAUUAAAAAAUUACAAGAUAAAUUAUAUAUAUUAGAAUUAUUUCAUGGACCAACUUAUGCAUUUAAAGAUGUUGCAUUACAAUUUGUUGGUAAUCUUUUUGAAUAUUUCUUAAAAAGAAGAAAUGCCAAUAAAAGUGAAACCGAAAGAGAAACAAUUACUGUUGUUGGUGCAACUUCAGGUGAUACUGGUUCAGCGGCAAUUUAUGGUUUAAGAGGUAAAACUGAUGUAUCAGUAUUUAUAUUAUAUCCAACUGGUAGAAUUAGUCCUAUUCAAGAACAACAAAUGACUACUGUUGAAGAUGAAAAUGUUCAUUGUUUUUCAGUUAAUGGUACUUUUGAUGAUUGUCAAGAUAUUGUUAAACAAAUCUUUGGUGAUGAACAAUUUAAUCAAAAAUAUCAUGUUGGAGCUGUUAAUUCAAUUAAUUGGGCAAGAAUCUUAGCUCAACAAACUUAUUAUUUCUAUUCUUAUUUCCAAUUACAAAAAGAAUUAGUAGAAACUGAUGCUAAAAUUAGAUUUGUUGUUCCAAGUGGUAAUUUUGGUGAUAUAUUGGCAGGUUAUUAUGCUUAUAAAAUGGGAUUACCAGUUGAUAAAUUAAUUAUUGCUACUAAUGAAAAUGAUAUAUUGGAUAGAUUUAUGAAAACUGGUGAAUAUGCUAAAUUACAAACAAUUGGUGUAAAGGCAACUUUUUCACCAGCAAUGGAUAUUUUAAUCUCAUCAAAUUUUGAAAGAUUAUUAUGGUAUUUAAUUAGAGAUACUAUUACCAAUGGAGAUGAUUUAAAAACUGGAGAGUUAUUAAAUAGUUGGAUGCAACAAUUAAAAGAUUCUGGUAAAUUUAAUGCUCCAAUUGAACUUGUCAAUGUUGCUAAAUCAAUUUUUGAUUCAGAAAGAGUAACUGAUGAAGAUACUGUUAAAACAAUUAAAGCAGUUUAUUCAACUCAUCCAGAAAAUUAUGUUGUUGAUCCUCAUACUUCUGUUGGUGUUACCACUUCUUAUAGAUUUAUGGCUAAAGAUGAUUCCCAAGAAAAUGUUCAAUAUAUUUCUUUGGCAACUGCUCAUCCAGCUAAAUUUUCAGAAGUUGUUAAUAAAGCUCUUGAUACAUUUGAACAAUAUUCAUUUGAAAAAGAUGUUUUACCAAAUGAAUUAAAAGCUUUAAGUUCAAAACAAAAGAGAAUUACAUUUAUUGAUGAAGCAAAUGUUGAAAAAGUUAAACAAAAAAUUACUGAUAUAUUAAAGUAUUAA
This is a messenger RNA of Hemisphaericaspora subhashii, 1524 nucleotides long. RefSeq names its product threonine synthase (gene THR4). The record is from RefSeq and is a predicted model, not a curated record. The coding region runs from base 1 to 1524 and encodes 507 amino acids. The transcript has a single exon. Gene Ontology annotation, molecular function: threonine synthase activity; pyridoxal phosphate binding. NCBI's taxonomy places the organism in Eukaryota, Fungi, Ascomycota, Pichiomycetes, Serinales, Debaryomycetaceae. Gene Ontology annotation, biological process: L-threonine biosynthetic process.